AUGACAUCCUGUAGCGGGUGCGAGGAAUCGCAGUUACUAUUUGACCAGCUCUCAGCUGUUGCAAAAUCGAACCCUCAUCUUGUUGCCAAAAGCAUCGAUUUUAUUGCCGGUCUUUUUUCUCAGCCAGAGGAUAUUCUCCAACCAGACAAAUUGGACGACCAUAUCAAGCGUGCCUCUUUGGAGACGUCAUCGACAAAGGAACGAUAUACGACUACAUUUCGGGAGCAAAUUGCAGAAAUAGAAUUUUUCCAUCACUCGAUAAAUGACCAAGUCUCUUGUGUAAAGAUUAUCGAAAAUCACAUUGCCUUGGCGCUACGGCUAACCUCAGAGGCGAUUCAGACAGUGCCGCCCAAUUUCAGCAUCAUUCGACAGAUUGGGUCCUCCGGUACGGAUAUGAAGCGCGUGCUUUAUUUGCUCCAAAAGGAAAAGUUCUUUCUAGAAAAUCUGUGCAAGUCAAAAAUCGGGUCAGAAAACCCGUCAGAAGAGGAAAACGAAAAAAGCCAGAUGUAUCAUAACACACCUAUUGGCAGCCACCUAUAUCUCAUAUAUAUUAAGUUACAUCUUUUGCUGGAUUGGAAAAACCGAGCUAUAGCCGAGUGCCAGGAUCUCGAAUUCUCUGUAUCGUCGCCAUCAGACGCUUCAGUAUUCAAAAAACCAUCUUCUACAUCGCUGUCCGCUUCAAAGGAACAAUCCGGAUUACCUUUCGCAAGGAGCCUAAUCAAAAGCCGACUUGAAAUAUUUUUUAAUCCUCUGUCUGAGAUUGUGGGGAUCCUUAAAGGAUAUUGGACAGAGCUUCUCAAUUACCUUGUUAAUGUUCAAAGCAUAGAAGGUGCCCGGAUUUAUGAUCCUUACUCAUCGGACACGACCUCGAUCAUUAGAAAGGACUUUAACCCCAGCACGCUUCCGUGGUUUGAGAUGUAUUCUAACCUAUUGUCAAUCUAUGCUCGCAUCAUAUCGUCUCGCAGAGGAAAGUACCGGUCGUCCACGCAGCUUGAUUUUAUAUCUCUGGAAAAUUUCGUCUCUCCGUGGAAUAUUCUGAUUGUCGAAAACAUUUCCAAAGCCUUUCAGGAGCAUAAACUCGCUGGCUCCAAAGAGACCCUUCUCGACUUGCUUGGGCGGAUUGACGGGCAUCUUUGUUUGGGGCUCAUUACAUGGAUUUAUCUCUUUGCCCUUCCAUCAUUUUCCAGUAUUUUUGCAGACACAUCUGCCUCUAAACAUCAGAUGUUCAUAUUUUGUUCUGUUUUUCUUUCCUCUCUUAAAAGCUUCCUCAUAAAAUACUUGGAACCUGAGAUCAAAGCAAUCAACGGAGGUUCUUCAGACUCCACGAUGCUCAGUAUUCCGCCCUCUGAUUGUCUCUACUUUUUGUCUUGGCUCACAACUUCCCAAAAGAGGAUCAAUUCAAUUCUAUCUCACUCUGGAACUCGAGGAGCUACUAUCCCCGAUAUAUUGAGCGAAGAGCAGGUUGACAUCAUGAUUGGACGCUAUGUGUCGCAUACCACAUCUAUGGUCCGAGAGUGGCUUGGAAAUUUGCUCUCCGCAGAGGUACAAAAGCUAGAGUUGCGUAUGGAACCACCAGACUCGGAUCGAUUUGGAAAAUAUUUUGUUUCCGUUACGGGAGAAUUAUUUUUAUUCCUUGACCAAAACAGUAUCCAGGAAAGCUACAGCAACCACGCAAAGAUAUGUUAUGGGCCAGAUAGUCUCAGCUCUCCCUUACUUGCACACGACGCGAACCCAAAUGGCCACCCACCUGGACUGGAGUAUUACGGGAUUUCUUUGGUUAACUCUACCGUACAAUGGGUACAUGAGUUAGAACGCCUCAAAGAAACGCUCUCUGGAGAUGUCUUUGUUCCCUUCGUCAAGGAGGCUUUUAAACGCUCAGAGGCCAAGUUUUCCAACAUGAGAAAAGUCGGGUUUGAUCUGCUAAAGUGUUCCAUUUUCUCCGACAUCAUGCCGGUGAUAAAAACGCUAUAUACAAACACUUGGUACAAAGAUGAUGUAGUCAAGCCCAUCGAUAUCAUAUGCGACACCAUUGAUGAUUUCCUUUCCGACUUUGAAUAUAGAAUGAUAACAGAGCCUUUUCAGGGAUUUUGUUUGGACUUUUUCCAAUAUCUUGCCAGAGCAAUGCUUAAACGGAUGAUUCAAAAGAACUCGCGAUUUAGGGUUGAAGAGGCCGAGGAACUGCUCAAAUAUGAUCAUGGACAAAUCCAAGGGAUUUAUUCCAAAUUUGUAAGAAAAGACGGGGCAAGCGAAGAUUCUGCACUGGAGCAGCUUGCCAAAGCAUAUCCAUUGAUAGCUUCAACCGAAAAAACAUUGCUUGUGGCCUUUUAUAACUUUCAUCGGGAGUUUCCGGAUGUGCCCGUGUCCUUUUUCGAGGACCUGAUCUCAAAAAGAGAUGGACUAGACAAAUCCAUUGUAAAGUCUUUGAUCAGUGUGGCGAGGGAUCAUAUUAAAAAAACGAAGGACAAUUCCGGCGGAACCAGAAAAAGCAUCUUUUCCGAUUUACAUUUGUAA
Molecule: messenger RNA, 2511 nt
Organism: Mitosporidium daphniae
Lineage: Eukaryota; Fungi; Microsporidia
Exons: 3
Coding region: 1-2511 (836 amino acids)
Biological process (GO): exocyst localization; exocytosis
Cellular component (GO): exocyst
Molecular function (GO): SNARE binding
Source: RefSeq, a predicted model, not a curated record